Messenger RNA from Clonostachys rhizophaga, 1995 nucleotides. The record is from the annotation of a GenBank genome assembly. Lineage: Eukaryota; Fungi; Ascomycota; Sordariomycetes; Hypocreales; Bionectriaceae.
AUGGCUGGGUCGGCGAUAUAUAGUCCGCUCAAAAACGGACCUGAAGGGCCUUCUUUUCGUCUCUUGACUCUCCAUCCGGCCCAGCAGUCAACCGAUCCGUUGCGCUGCACAGUCGUGGAACAACCUCUCCUCAAAUGCGACGACUAUGAAGCCCUUUCUUAUUGCUGGGGCGAUGUGGCCGACAAAUUGCCCAUCUACUGCAAUGACCAGCAUUUCGCGGCCACGCGCAGCCUGGAGGCGGCUCUGCGACACCUCCGCCACAAGGACGAUGACCGCUGCAUAUGGAUCGACGCGGUGUGCAUCAAUCAAGAUGAUAUCUCCGAAAGAAACACCCAAGUGCUCCUCAUGCGGUCGAUAUACCGAAACGCCAGCAGAGUGAUAGUCUGGCUUGGCAAAGAUGAACAUGAUAGCCAGGUUGUUUUCCCUCUCUGCCAAAGAAUGUAUGAUGAACACAGCGAAUUGUACAACGAAAUGGAUUAUGCGAUGCUAUGGGGACGUGACAGAGAUGAUCGGAUCAAACAGAAGUUAGAGGAACACCGCCUAAGGACAGCGGGUGAUGGAGAUGACUCAAGCAGUCAACUGGAAACCGAUGACGACGACGACAACGACGAUGCAACUGAUUCUGGAUUCCACACAUUUCUGCGCUUCCUUCGAAGGCCCUGGUUCCAGCGCUGUUGGGUGGUCCAAGAGUUAUGUCUUGCCAAAGAAGUCUUUGCCAUGUGCGGCCCCAGGCUCAUGCCUUGGGACAUCUUCUUCGCAGGAUACUACCUAUGUCUGCUUACCAGCAAGAAUGCUCUCACGGGCCGCCCAGAGCAGAUCAUACGCGGUAACUUCCUGGCCGCCACACCCCUCAGGCUGGCGAUGACUCGAGCCCGCGACGCUACUACAAACGUGGAUCUGCCAGACCUACUGGGCCUUUUGUGGUCGACAAGAUCUCUGGAAGCGACAGACCCACGAGACAAGGUCUACUCGCUUCUUGGUCUCAUCCCGGAGACUGAAGCGGAUGCGAUGAGUAUAAUACCCGAUUACGCUGCGUCUAUUGAGGAUUGCUACCUUCAAGCAGCCACAAAAAUCAUUUGGCAAAGCAAAACCUUGGACAUACUGACAACUGAUCGCAUGAAGAAUCCGCAUGUCGAGUUGGACUUGCCAAGUUGGGUGCCUAACUGGAGCUAUCUCUCAUCACCAGCUCCGGUUAGCAUCCUCGGCGUGAUCGAAUCUUGGCUGGUAGAUGUGGAAUCUGACCCUGAACCAUUAUCAAGGAAGUAUCAGGCCUCUGGUUCCGCCAACAACUGCACACCUCAGCUAAUUGGUCCUCGAACCCUUCGUCUAUCUGGUUAUAUCCUCGAUCCUAUCACCAAGAUGGAAGCGGUCCUUACCGUCCCACAAGGCGACAACGAGGCUCUAGCGGCAAACAUGACCUCGUUCCGCGGCGCAAGCUCAUUCCUCACCAAUCUGUUUACUGGUCUCGGUUCUUAUUUCGAGACAUUGGUUAAGUGGGAGCAUCUAGCCAUGGACAAAAAUCACGAUCCAUAUCUAACAGGCGAGUCGGCCGAGGAAGCGUUUGCAUCAACCAUGUCUGUAGGAAGCGUACAGGAUGGGCCGAUAACACUGGAGCAGUUCGAGACGUGGCGCACGACUCUACGCUGGCCCAGAAAGCUCAUGAAGCUACGAUAUCUCGGCGCGCAUCACCUCGGGGCAGCCUACAAGAUACCCCUUGCUGCUUUGGGAAUGCUGACUUCGAAAGCCAGGGGAGACCGCACAUUUUCGACCGCAACCGAGUUCACACUGUAUCGGCGGUUGGCGAGGACGAAGAUGGGAUAUCUUGCAGUUGUUCCAGCGGAGAGUUGCCCUGGAGAUCCUGUUGCGCUAUUCGAGGGUUGCAAAACACCGCUGGUCUUAAAGGAAAAGGGGAACCAAUGGGAGCUAGUUGGGCCAGCAUAUGUGCAUGGUGUGAUGCAAGGUGAAGCAUGGGAUGACAAACGCUGUAUUCACUGA